UAGCGGGGCGGUGUUAGCAUGGCUGGGAGCUGGUGGGCAAGGCUGCAGGCUGGGGGGAUGCUGCUGGCCGUCCUCGGGUGGGUGUCCUCCUGCGUCACCACCUUCGUGCCUCUCUGGAAGAACCUCAACUUGGACCUGAAUGAGAUGGAGGUCUGGACCAUGGGGCUCUGGCAGGUCUGCAUCAUCCAGGAGGAAGGAGCGGUAGAAUGUCGAGCCCACGGCUCCUUCCUGGCGCUGCCCCCCGAGCUGCGCAUCUCCCGCCUCCUGAUGUGCCUCUCCAACGGGCUGGGGCUGUUGGGGGGCCUCCUGGCUGCCCUGGGGCUGGAGGGCUGGAGAGCCUGCGAAGACAGACCCCGGCUCAAGCGGCACCUCCUGCUCUCCGGGGGAGCGGCGUUCUGCGCGGCGGGGAUGGCCACCCUGGCACCGGUCUCUUGGGUUGCCUACAACACCGUCCUCGACUUCUGGGAUGACAGCGUCCCCGACAUCGUGCCUCGGUGGGAAUUCGGGGAGGCCACCUUCCUAGGGUGGUUUGCCGGAGCCUUCCUGGCCGUCGGCGGGCUGCUCCUCGCCUGCAGCGCCCGCUCCAUGGGGAUGGCACCGCCGCCGGCCACCGCCUGCCACCAGCUCCCCACCAUGCGGGGUCCAGCCGGGGGGCACCCCUCACACCCCAAAAACGCAGACCUUGUCAUCUAGGGACUCGGGGCGCCGUGCCUCAACGCACGUCCUGGCUCUUCCCAGUGCAGAGACGGCUCCUGCGUGUUUUCCAGGAUGGUUGGCUAAUUCCUACAGCGACCCUGUAGACCCUCUUCCUUCCUCGGUGUGUCUGCUUCCCUUUUUCUUUGGCAAGGAGCACCGGCUUUCCCCGCAGCACUCACCGAGCGAGUGUGGGAAGGCGGUGGGGCAGAAGCAGAGCAGCGGGCAGCACUUUGUGCUCCUGGUGACAUUGACGGUCGAGUCACUGAUGACGCUGCAAUCAGCAUCCCCUGCGAAUCCCCCGUAGCCGAGUCUGUGGUGGUGAAUGGCUAUGCCCCAGCGUCGCAGCUCAUUCCCUGCAUCUCCGUAUUGCUCUGAUGUAUUCGCAAUAAACGAUGGUGGGCGGUGGCAGCGGUGUUUCUGUGCUCUGAACAUCGAGCUGCAUCCCACACGAGGUGCGGCGUGAGUUGGGACGAGGGUGGGAGCUGCGAGGGGCAGUGCUGCCGCUCCAGUGAUAUCUGUCCAGGGGUGGGAAAGAGAGAAAGGUGGGAAACAAAGGGGAGAGGGCAAGCGAGAGCUGAGGUGACGCCGCAGACGGCUCCCACUGCACGGGCAGGAUCUCAGCGGCCGCAUCCCCAUGGCAUCACGGCUGGGAUGAUGGAGGUGUAAGCAUGCCACACGCCGUCGUGUCAGAAGCUCCUCAACCGCAUCGUUCACUUCUGUGCAAGAGGUGAGAAUGGUGUUUCGGUUCUCCGCAAUCACCACUUCCAGGUUUUCUCGAUUUGGCUGUUGAAAUAAAAAGCCUGCUCGCACGCCUCUGUGUGACAGCAACACGGAACAUCAGGCUGGAUUAACACCCAGAGUCCUGACAGCAGCCAGCCCGCUGCUCCAGCACUGGUUAAAACCAGAGUUCACCGCUGGUUUAAUCCCUGCAGGCUGAAAGCUGCCGGCGCGUGACCCAACUCAAGGAAGCCCCCAGCCGGCACUGGCAUUCCUGGGGGAAGCAAAGUCCACUUUCCUCCAAGAGCCCCUUUUGAAACCUGCCCUUUGCUCAGCUGAAGGGGAGAGAAAAGGAGCAGGGUAGGGAGAGAGGCGAGCUGAUCGCAGGUGUUCCCAACCCUGCUGGGGCUUGGGG
Messenger RNA from Cuculus canorus (common cuckoo), 1828 nucleotides. It is a transcript of the gene CLDN25, whose product is annotated as claudin 25. Gene Ontology annotation, biological process: cell adhesion; bicellular tight junction assembly. Lineage: Eukaryota; Metazoa; Chordata; Aves; Cuculiformes; Cuculidae. The coding region runs from base 19 to 693 and encodes 224 amino acids. The transcript has a single exon. Gene Ontology annotation, cellular component: plasma membrane; bicellular tight junction. The record is from RefSeq and is a predicted model, not a curated record. Gene Ontology annotation, molecular function: structural molecule activity.